AUGGCCGGGAGCUCAGAGAAAGUACCGAUCGCCUCGGCGGGACCAGAGGACCUGCAGCAGUUCAUGCCUCCGGCCUACUCCGCCGUGGCGGUCAAGCCCGCCGCCACCGGCCGCCUCCUGAAGGCCGGGAUCGCGGUGCUCAUCGCCGGAGCCCUGCUGCUUCUGCUGGGGGCAGUCGGAGCUUUCUACUUCUGGAACAACAACGAAAAACACGUCUACAAUGUCCACUACAGCAUGAGCAUCAAUGGCAAAGUGGAGGAGGGUUCAAUGGAAAUCGACACAACCAAUAACAUGGAGAGAUUCAGCACCAGCAGCGGGGCGGACGAGGCCGUGGAGGUCCAUGACUUUGAGAUUGGGAUCACAGGGAUUCGGUUUUCAGGGGGAGAGAAGUGCUACAUCAAGACCCAGGUGAAGGCUCGUCUGCCUGAUGUGGAGACUCUCAACAAGGACUCGAUGACAUUCGACCUGGAGGACGAGGUGAUGCCGGCCAAGUUUGAGGACGAUCUGAUCUGGGUGGCAGCUGACACACCCCUCUCGGACUCCGCCUUCCUCAGCAACAAGAUCAAGGACCUGUGCGGAGACCUGCCAAUCUUUUGGCUUCGCCCCACCUACUCCACCAGCGGACAGAGGAAGAAGAGGGCCGUCCCCCGCCAGCGCCGCCAGGCAGCCGCGGCCGGGGAGGAGGAGGAGGAGGAGGACGUGGAGGCAGAGUUCAACCCGGAGAACCCCUAUCAGAGAGGUCUCGAGGGCGAGCAGGGCAACAUGAACAUCGACCCCAUGCUGGACCACCAGGGUGUGUGUUGCACCGAGUGCCGCCGCAGCUACACCCACUGCCAGAGGAUCUGUGAGCCGCUGGGAGGCUACUACCCGUGGCCGUACCACUACAGAGGCUGCAGGGUGGCCUGUAGAGUUAUCAUGCCCUGCAACUGGUGGGUGGCACGCAUCCUGGGUCUCGUGUAG
Molecule: messenger RNA, 960 nt
Organism: Xiphias gladius (swordfish)
Lineage: Eukaryota; Metazoa; Chordata; Actinopteri; Istiophoriformes; Xiphiidae
Product: leukocyte cell-derived chemotaxin 1-like
Exons: 7
Coding region: 1-960 (319 amino acids)
Biological process (GO): negative regulation of endothelial cell proliferation; negative regulation of angiogenesis
Source: RefSeq, a predicted model, not a curated record